Messenger RNA from Apiotrichum porosum, 978 nucleotides. RefSeq lists its product as uncharacterized. The transcript is spliced from 2 exons. The record is from RefSeq and is a predicted model, not a curated record. The coding region runs from base 1 to 978 and encodes 325 amino acids. NCBI's taxonomy places the organism in Eukaryota, Fungi, Basidiomycota, Tremellomycetes, Trichosporonales, Trichosporonaceae.
AUGAGCGACACCCGCGCGCCACCCUCUCACCUCCCGGCACCACCGCCCUCGCUCCUCUUGAAGAGUGACCUGCUCAAGCAUGGGGAUGCGUCAAACGAUGUCUCUCCCUCUCCUCGCUACCCACCCGGCCCGAGUUCCCUACCUGUACGACCAGUCUCGCCACAUCUUGACCCUGUAACCCAGGUCGCAGACGCAGUCGAGGACUCGAAUCUCCUCUGGGCUGCGCAGGACUCCUGUAGCAGCCGCAACAACGUGGACUGCCGACCAUCUGGGUCCGGGGACGGCGGCGUUCUGGCUGCACUCGUGGCUGAGGCGAGCUGCACUGAACCGAACACAUUUCCGGGGAUUGAAAGCUUGCCCCCCUCGCCGGCCAUCACCCCCUCGCGCGACCUUACAAGAGCCACACCCAUCCAGCACGCCUCGUACGGCGACGUUCUCGACCUCACCGUCUUCUCUGGGUCUUCUCGCGAGUCGUCCGUCGGCCCAAUCCUCGUCCAUCCUCAACCCAGGCACUGGAACACCACCCGUGAUCGCCCUGCGCCGUACGUGCGCCCGCCCAGCCCCGUUCCCAUGCCGAGCCUGCACAUGGUGAACGAGCUCGCGAGCGCCAUCUCCUACGUUCCCCCCGAGCACCGGACUGGUGAUCUCUGGGUCUGUGUGAGAUACCUGCGACACAUCGCCACUCUCGACCUGCGAGAGACCCAGGGACGGGGUGGAGGUCGAGCAGCGACCAAGGGCAAGAAGGGCAAGCGCAACGACAAGAACGGCCGUCGUGGGCGCCGUGAUGUGCAAGGUGGUCCUGAUCCUGGCCGUCACGGUCGAGGCCGCGGUCCCGCCAAUGACGAGCCCUACGACGAGGACCGCAGCCGGCGCAUGGUGGCAGACCGGCACCUCGACGAGUUCCUCGCAGCCACGAGGCGUCGCCACGAAGACGAGGUCAAGGCCGAGAAGCACCGCCAGCCGGCUGGCCUUCGCUGA